This is a messenger RNA of Procambarus clarkii (red swamp crayfish), 912 nucleotides long. RefSeq names its product pupal cuticle protein Edg-84A. The record is from RefSeq and is a predicted model, not a curated record. NCBI's taxonomy places the organism in Eukaryota, Metazoa, Arthropoda, Malacostraca, Decapoda, Cambaridae. Gene Ontology annotation, cellular component: extracellular matrix.
UCAAGCACACACACACCUCUGCAAGAAUGCUCCUUCAGAUGCUGUUGGCUGUGGCUGUGGUAGGGGUGACCAUGGCAUACCCGGGAGGCUACGACCCAGUAUACCCCUCGGAACCUCUGCCCUACCAGUUCGACUACGCGGUCCACGACGACUACAAGGGCACCAACUUCGGCCAAAAGGAGAAGUCUGACGGUAAAAAUGUGCACGGCUCCUACACCGUCGACCUCCCCGACGGUCGCAGACAGACGGUGGACUACACAGCCGACCACUACAAGGGCUUUGUUGCUAAAGUUAGCUACGAAGGUCAGGCCAAACACCCAGCUCAGUAUGGGCCUCCAAUCACCUUCCAGCACGGAGGUGAAGGCUACCACUAAGCGCACACUGGGGGGCUACCGCUAGAUACGGGGGCUACCAGAGAAGGGGUCCAGGACUAUCUUCGAGGACUACAAACUAACAUUUGAGAGUCUAUACCGGUAAACAUCCACACUACCAAUCACGGAGCUAAAUCACCCUCGAACAUGCUACUACUUCAGCAUUUAGUAAUAAUGUUAACAUUCAUGUUUACAAUUGAAUUUUUAGAUGAAAUAAAAUUCCAGUCAUAAAAUUUAUGCAUGUCUGGACGUCUCAUUUAAAAACCUGAGCAAGAUCAAGAUUUCAACAACGGCUAUGUACACCACGAGGUGAAGUGUACCACGCUUGUCGGUGUACCACACUUGUCGGUGUACCACGCUUGUCGGUGUACCACGCUUGUCGGUGUACCACGCUUGUCGGUGUACCACGCUUGUCGGUGUACCACGCUUGUCGGUGUACCGCGCUUGUCGGUGUACCGCGCUUGUCGGUGUACCGCGCUUGUCGGUGUACCGCGCUUGUCGGUGUACCGCGCUUGUCGGUGUACCAACACAGAGUUUACUG